This is a messenger RNA of Colius striatus (speckled mousebird), 2090 nucleotides long. It is a transcript of the gene SIX1, whose product is annotated as SIX homeobox 1. The record is from RefSeq and is a predicted model, not a curated record. Lineage: Eukaryota; Metazoa; Chordata; Aves; Coliiformes; Coliidae. Bases 214 to 1062 code for a protein of 282 amino acids. The transcript is spliced from 2 exons. Gene Ontology annotation, biological process: regulation of transcription by RNA polymerase II. Gene Ontology annotation, molecular function: DNA-binding transcription factor activity, RNA polymerase II-specific; RNA polymerase II cis-regulatory region sequence-specific DNA binding. Gene Ontology annotation, cellular component: transcription regulator complex; nucleus.
CGGCCGCUCGACCCCGGCUGCCGCCGCGCCUCCACGCUCUGGGGCCGGGACCGGCAUCGGCACCGGGACCAGGACCGACAUCGGGACCGGGACCGGGCCCCGCGGGCGGUUCCCCCCCGCCCCUCCGCCGCCUCGCUCCUGCGGGGUGCCGGCAGCCUCCUCCUCCUCUUCCUCCUCCUCCUGCCGCCGCCGCCGCCGCCGCCGCGCCCGGCCAUGUCGAUGCUGCCGUCGUUUGGCUUCACGCAAGAGCAGGUCGCCUGCGUCUGCGAGGUGCUGCAGCAAGGGGGGAACCUGGAGAGGUUGGGCCGGUUCCUCUGGUCGCUGCCGGCCUGCGACCACCUGCACAAGAACGAGAGCGUCCUGAAGGCCAAGGCAGUGGUGGCCUUCCACCGCGGCAACUUCCGCGAGCUCUACAAGAUCCUGGAGAGCCACCAGUUCUCCCCCCACAACCACCCCAAGCUGCAGCAGCUCUGGCUGAAGGCGCACUACGUGGAAGCCGAGAAAUUGCGCGGCAGACCCUUGGGCGCCGUCGGCAAAUACCGCGUCCGCCGAAAAUUCCCUUUGCCCCGCACCAUCUGGGACGGCGAGGAAACCAGUUACUGCUUCAAGGAGAAAUCGCGGGGCGUGCUGCGGGAAUGGUACGCCCACAACCCCUACCCGUCCCCCCGGGAGAAGCGGGAGCUGGCGGAAGCCACCGGGCUCACCACCACCCAGGUCAGCAACUGGUUCAAGAACCGGAGGCAGCGGGACCGAGCGGCGGAGGCGAAGGAAAGGGAGAACACGGAAAACAACAACGCGGCCACCAACAAACCGAACCAACUCUCGCCUCUGGAUGGGAGCAAACCCCUCAUGUCCAGCUCCGAGGAAGAGUUUUCUCCUCCUCAAAGCCCAGAUCAGAACUCGGUCCUGCUCUUGCAGGGAAACCUCAGCCACGCCAGGAGCUCCGGUUACUCCCUGAGCGGCUUGGCCACAUCCCAGACCCCUCACAGCCUCCAAGGCCACCAGCUCCAGGACUCGCUGCUGGGACCCCUCACGUCCAGCCUGGUGGAUCUGGGCUCCUAAAGGCCCUCGGCGAGCGGCCGGAGGAGCGGGAGAGGAGGGUCUGCUUGGGAACAGAGGCUCUGGGUUGUACAUAGAGGACAGCACCCGGGUUUACAGCUCGCCCGCUGACUCUUGAUGGGACUCUCAGCUUUUUUUUCAUGCAACCCCACAUCGACUCCUGGUCCAGUUCCCCCUACCCAGCGUCUCCCACUGUCACCAUGAUUUUUUUUUUUUAACGUUUGGGUUUUUUUCCACGUAGCCAAACACAGAGAACGGCAGAAACCCUCACUCAGCCCUUCGAGUUCAAAAGAGCUGGUCCCCACGGGAAUUACAAACAAAAACCAAAAAAAGGGGGAAAGAAUGAAAACCAACCCACCCCAACCCUCACCCCAAACCAACCUCAGCUGGAUGCGAUUGCACCCAAAGCGAUGCCAGCCCAGCGGGCGGGGGGCAGGGGCGGCCGGCGCAUCCCGCUGCUGCCCCGCCGGGUCCCCGAGGGGCCGGGGAGGAGGCGGAGGGAGCGAGCGAGCAGCUGUACCGGGCACUAAAUCGUAGCGGGAGGAGAAAGUUGCGUUUACAUUUUUCAUAUUUAGCCUUACCAGAAAGAUUUCGAUGUAGUUUAAAUUUUAAAAAAGGAAAAGAAGGGGGAAAAAAAGGCAAAAGCUGCAGUAUUAGGGUUUAUCAAGUGCCUAUGUCUUACCGCGGCUGUAUGGGGCAGGGAGAGAGUGAACUCCCAUGGGCCCGCGGCCCCCGGCUUCCCUCUCCUCGGUGAUGAAAUGCACCGAAGCCGCUAAAAAUUAGGAAAAGAAUAAUCAUAAUAAAAGUUGACAUCUGUUGCUUCCUUAAGGAGUGAUUUUCAGGCUGCCCCGUCAGCUCCCUGUUGUCUUCUCCCACUCAUCCCCGCUCGCCGUCUUCCUCCUUCGCCUUGCAGAGAGCCCGCGGACGACGCCGUCUAUCUCGAGUAUUUGUUACCAAAAAUCGCAUGUGCUUUCAGGUUUAUUUUCUAUUGUAACUAAACAGUCUAAAUUAAACAACGCUCAUGGCAGAAA